This is a messenger RNA of Quercus robur (English oak), 2456 nucleotides long. Its product is annotated as cation/H(+) antiporter 15-like. Gene Ontology annotation, biological process: regulation of pH; proton transmembrane transport. The transcript has 3 exons. Bases 1 to 2436 code for a protein of 811 amino acids. Gene Ontology annotation, molecular function: antiporter activity. The record is from RefSeq and is a predicted model, not a curated record. NCBI's taxonomy places the organism in Eukaryota, Viridiplantae, Streptophyta, Magnoliopsida, Fagales, Fagaceae. Gene Ontology annotation, cellular component: membrane; endomembrane system.
AUGGAGCCUGAUGACAUUUCCCUCUAUGCCACCACCAAAGCUCUCGACCCGCUUGACAAUUUCACAUCCUUAUGCAAAGCAGCAUGGAUGACCCAUUCAGAUGGUAUCUUCUUCAACUCCAAUCCUCUGCAUUACUCAUUUCCUCUAUUACUGCUUCAAAUAUUUCUUGCCUCUGGAGUCAUACUACUCAUGAAUUUACUCCUCAAGCCUUUCAACCAACCCACCGUGGUCUCACAAAUCCUAGGUGGUAUAGUCCUAGGUCCAUCGUUUCUAAGCCGAAUUACGUGGUUUGCAAGAAACAUAUUUCCUCUCAGAGGCUUCAUAGUGAUUGAUAUGAUAACUUCUUUUGGAUUCAUGUUCUUAUUUUUCCUCGUCGGACUGCAAAUGGAUCCAUGGAUGCUAAAGAAAUUUAACAGGAAGUCUUGUGCUCUUGGAUUUUUUUCAGUGGCACUACCAAUGCUCCUAACCUACACCUUUUCAUCUGUCUUGAUAAAUUUCACAAAUUUAGAGCCAAAGACAAACUACUCACUCCCAAUAGUAUCACAAGCAGAAUCUAUUAUUGCCUUCCCAGUGAUUGCUCAUUUCCUCACUGAGCUCAAGAUUAUAAAUUCUGAGUUUGGUAGAAUUGCAUUAGCUUCCUCUAUGACUAGUAGCAUUUUCAGUUUUUGUGUGAUAACCUACACUGUUCUGUCGCAUCAUACAACUGGUGACAAUUACAAAAUGAUAACAACAAUUUCUACCGGUAUUGCUGUUGUAGUUAUCACUGUUUUUUUUAUUCGCCCUACAAUUUUAUGGAUGAUAUGUCGAAAUCCACUGGGGGAGCCAUUGAAAGAAAGCUACAUCGUUGCCCUGCUUUUAGCGAUCUUAGUGAGUGGGUUUUGUUGUCAGGCUAUUGGUUUAAAUGCUUACUUUGGCCCUUUUGUUCUUGGGAUUGUUACUCCAUCAGGGCCACCAGUAGGGACAACAAUGGCUGAGAAGCUUGAUCACCUCACCUGCUGGGUGUUUAUGCCACUCUACUUUGUCAAAAAUGGCUUGCUUCUUAAUAUUUUUUCCGUCAACUUCAAAAAAUAUUUGACAGUGCAAUUCAUCGCACUCAUCGGAGCCCUAGGCAAGUUUCUGGGAGCCUUUCUGACUUCUUUUUACUGCCACAUGCCAAAAAAGGACGCUAUGGCACUGGGACUUGUCAUGAAUGCCCAAGGUAUACUUGAGCUCGUCAUAUUUAAAAUGAUCAAGAGCAGUAAGGCAAUAGACUAUGAGUCUUAUGUGGUAAUGUGCAUAUACAUGGUGGUUGUAAUGGGGGUCAUCACACCUUUGAUCAAGUUCCUUUAUGAUCCUUCAAAAAGGUACCAGGUCUAUAGCAGAAGAACUGUGAUGCACUCUAGACCAAACUCUGAACUCCGGGUUCUAGCCUGCGUACAUGACCAAGAAAAUGUUCCAACCAUAAUCAACCUCCUUGAGGCCUUGAAUCCAAGCAAAAGAAGCCCUCUCUCCAUCUACUUACUCCACCUCCUUGAGCUUGUCGGCCAUUCAAACUCCACUGUCAUCCCCCACAAGCUGACCAAAAGACCCUCUUCCAAAGCCGAUCCCUCAAGAUACAUUGUCAAUGCCUUCAGAUACUAUGAGAAGAACAGCCAUGGAUUUGUCACGGUUUUCCCCUUUACAGCAAUUUCUUAUUAUAAAACCAUGCAUGACGAUGUGUGCUCAAUUGCACUUAACAAAAGGACUUCCCUUAUUAUAGUUCCUUUCUAUAAGAACAAUGGUGCAAUGGCGAACAAAAAGGCCAUUAGGAUCAUGAACCGUAAUGUCCUUGAUAAGGCACCUUGCUCAGUUGCAGUCCUUGUUGACCGUGGUGUCCAGAUAACCUCAAGGCCUCUAUUAGCAACCUGGUUUUCAUAUCGUGUUGCUGUUCUCUUCUUUGGUGGAGCUGAUGAUCGAGAGGCACUAGCUAUAGGGGCACGGAUGGCUGGACAUCCAAGCAUCAACUUGGUAGUGAUUCGAUUCCUUGCUAAUGGAAGUGUUGUCGGUGACAAUGAGGAGGAGAAGAGGUACGACAGCGAGGUGAUGAAUGAGUUUAAACACCGUAUGGCAGAAAACUAUCAGGUCAUGUACGUUGAGGAGGUGGUGACAGAUGGGACAGGGACCAUUUCUGUGAUUCGAUCCAUGGAGAACAAAUAUGAACUUAUACUGGUGGGAAGACAACAUGAUCGUCGAUCGCGUCUCCUAUUGGGACUUGAGGAUUUUGCUGAACCCUCAGAGUUGGGAACAAUUGGUGAGGUAUUGGCUUCAGCAGAAUUUUUGGGCAACACCGCAAUCUUGGUGGCACAACAACAAAACGCAGUACAUGAUGGCAAUGACUAUAACAUGGGAUUUUUUAGAGACAAAUAUUUAGUAGAGGCUGAUGCAGAAGAUAUGCCGAUUCGUAGAAUAAAUGUGUAGCGUUCAUCUAUAAAUUUGUA